AGACACGAUCAUCAGACCUGCACUGCUUCAACAUUCACAUUCUACACAGCCACUACACACAAACCAACUGAAGAAGGAAAGAAGCCUGUCUCUGCUUCACUUCACUCGGCACCGACUCCAUGUCUGCGUCCAGCUGUGACUCCACAUCUGGAUCGUGUUAGCAGAGAAACCCCUCAGUCACUCAGCCCUGCCUCACUCUGCGCGUCACGUGGUGCGCCUCUGUGACUCGGGGUGGUGGGCGUGGCCUAAGCGGUGGGGUUUCAUUCAUAAAUACUCUUAGCCUUUGAAAUCCACAUUAAAGUGCUCGCAGACGAGUUUCACGCUGCUGGCACCGGGCCCCGCCGCCGCUGCGCAUGGACCAGACUGGUUGAAGUAGCCAUGCAGCACUGCCGUCCUGUUGCUCCGAGGCCAGCGAGCCAGCCCUGACGGGGGGGAGAAAGCACUUGAGGGGGCUGGGUGGGCUGAGGUGCUGAGGAUGCAGCAAGGGAGCUGAGGAGGAGACUCCGGAGCCACAGCCUGAUACACACAUUCAGAACUGCUGCUACUGCGUGCUGAACCUCCAUCAGGGGGGACUCUCUAGUUGGUCUGGACCAUGAGCAAUGAGUCUACCGUCUGGAACAUCCUACCAGAAAACUCCACAGAGAUCCCAUUCAAGGCCAAGGAGCAGCAAGAUGGCUACGUGCUCAUCCUGGUGAUCCUCUCCAUCUUCCUGGUAGGAACAUUGAUCUUCAUCUCGGUCCUCCUCAUCACCUGCCGCCGAUGCUGUCAUAGAGGGCAAUGCUGUAACAGGGCCAGCGAUGACCCUGAAAAAACCAACACCACCUACAUGGAGGAGUCUCAGCCCACCCAUGAAAUUACCAUCAGGGUGGAUGAGUCAGAAUGCCUGUCAAUGGCCAGCUCUCACGAUCAAGAGACAGAGCGCUUCCUCUCCACCGGCACCACAGGCCGCCGCGUCUCCUUCAAUGAGGCAGCACUCUUCGAUCAUGGCAAGAAGACCCAGGAGAAGGGACGCAGGUACACUCUGACAGAGGGCGACUUUCACCACCUGAAGAACGCCCGCCUCACACACCUCCACAUCUCACCCCCAGCUCUCAAGAUAGUCACCAUCCACGAGUGCGACUUGGCCGAGAACACCAUCACCAUGACAACGCGUCCUGUUGCUAAGUCAUCACUUUCCAUCUUCCAGCCAAUGCUGUGCCCCCUUCCACAAACAGCGCUGACCAGCCUGAGUGUCAAUCCCAGCUGUGCCCUCCCUGGAGAUGCUCUCAACUCAGUGGUGGACACCAGCUUCAAUGAGAACACUGUCGCACUCAGCACUAAAAAGCCUUGCUCCAGCUCUAUCGAGAUGAUGGGAGCUGGACCGCGGGGCAGAGGCAGCAGUGUCAGUGUUGGAGAAGGGGCCGCGGUGGGAAGUGGUGCAUAUCCUGAUUGUAGUGGUGGUGGUAGUACUGGAAGCCAGGGGCCCAUGCUGCAAUUCUUCACCAAACUGCGGCGUCAUGCUAGUUUGGAGGGGGCCAGUCCCUACUUCAAGAUCAAGAAAUGGAAGCUGGACAGCAGCCAGAGAGCCUCGAGUUUAGACACUAGAGGCUCGCCAAAGAGGAGACAGUUCCAGCGCCAGCGCGCGGCCAGUGAGAGCAUGGACCAGGAGGAAAACGACGCGCAACACAUAGACCUCAUCCAGUACAUCGCCCGCACCCAGGACGUCACCUACGGCACCACCCAGCCCGCCACCCGCCUUCUCUCGCCUCCCUCUACACCACCCCCCUCCCUCGGCAGGGUAGAGGUAGAGGUGAUGGUGGAGCCCCGCUGCAGCCAAGGAGGACCAGGGGUAAUUGGCCUGUCCCCUGAUCCCCAAGACGAAGCACUGAACCUGACAAGAAGGGAAGGUGCAGACCCCUUGGAGCCCCAAGAUCCCCAGGUCCCCCAGUCACUUUACAGAGACAUCUGGACUCUUCGUGCAACACUGGAACAGUACGCCGCAUCUGAUAGGAGCAGCAACAAUGACAGAAACUCCGUCUGCAGUGAUGUGGACAGUGUGUGUUCACUAGGUGGACGAACAGAGACGGAGAGAGGAGGGCUCCCCAGCUACCCAUCCCAAGAUUUAGGGGAUGAAGCAGAAGGUGGGGAGGAUGACAAGGGCUUUUUGAUGUAUGUGGAUGAGAGGUUGGGUAAGAAGGAGGGUAAAAAAAGGAAAAGCACAGAAUCAGAGCGAGGGGGCAGUGAUGGAGAGACAGGGACUCGUAAACUGCUGCAGAUGGAUAGCGGCUAUGCUUCAAUAGAUGCUCCAUCCCGAGGUCCAGAAGACCUGCGGCUGUUCGGAAGCAGCAGCAUCAGCAGCAGCCCAAAGGACAGGACAGCCCACGAGAAAAGGCACCACUUCACCAGUGCAGGGCGAAGUGGCACUAUAGGUGACAGCUUCGAAUCUCAUCUCUUUGAGGAAGAGCCAGAAGAUGAGUUGUUGUUGGGAGCCAGUGGUGGAGUUUCCAUUGAAACAGGUCCUGGUUCACUGAGCUGGUUUCCAUAUGGUCAGAUGCUCACACCCCGAGAGGCCGCGCAACUUUCAUCCCAACCACCAACCCUGCACCGACGAGACUACAGCAUCGACGAGAAGACGGAUGCCCUCUUCCAUGAGUUUCUCCGCCACGACCCUCAGUUUGAUCAGUUAGAAUCACCACUGAGGAAACACAGGUCACGAAUCCACCUCCGAAAGCAGUGGCAGCGGCACAAGCAGUGGAGCGACCCUGGUGUCAGACACUUCCAGUCAUCCUUUGAGAGACAGCGGACUCCGCUACGGAGGGGUGAAAGUGUAAACUACCCACUGGACACGAGCUACCACAGCACCCUGCCCCGCAUCGUCAGUGCUCCUGACGAGGAGACCAGCGAUGGGACGGGCAGCACUCCUGACACUCCGAAGGUAGAGCCUAUGACUACUGAGGAUGAGAGCAAAGGCAUCACUGUCAGAGACACUGCGGACCACGCCUCAUCUCCUCCUUCUCAUUCCUCCGUCUUAGAGAAAGAUGACGGACUGAGUGAGCACCUUGACCAUCAAGAGGACAGCAAACAGUCAGGAUUCCCACCCGAGCCUCUGGAUGAACGCUCACCCCCUCUGCUCCCUGACUCCUCAGGCUAUGGCCCACAAACCAUCACUGCAGAGCUCACAGACAAACUGACUGGUAACCUGGAUGAGAGGCUGUACACAGGCCUUCGCAGGACCAGGGACACAGCCAAUGAAUGUGUGAUGGUGACAGCCACACACGCCUCUCCAGAUCACAGCCCUGUGUAGCUCAGCUAGAGUCGUCCUCCUCGUCAGUCGUCCUCCUCCUGCUGAUACACACUUUGUUUCUGUUUGUCUUUCCUCAGUUUAAAUGUCUCUGUACAGUUUGAAUGGUGUGAGCCAGACCCAAAAAGAAACAAUGGAAAGUUUACUUCAAAUCAAAUCUAUAAUCAAGAACUUAUUCUCAGAUAAUGUUAGAUACAGUUGAUCUACUAGAAAUGCAUCCAGUCUCUCUUUAUGCCUGUUGACAUUACAAAACUUUUCAGUGUUGCCAUUUGACAGUUCAUUGAAGAACAAUGUUACAUAUAUAGAACUAACAUAUCAAAAUAAUGGUUUAAGUAAUAACAGUUUGUCCAGUGUUACAUUUUUUUUGUCUGUUGUCUAUUCAGUCUCUUUUUUCAUGUCUCUACUGCUGUUAUUCCUGCUCUCCAGUAACAAUAAGUGAAGCUGAGGGCCAGAAUGGCCUCUAUACUUGUUGAUCCACUGUGAAACUAGGUGCUAUUAGAUGUGAAGAAAGCUACAGAUCUGGACACAGAUCGCACAUAGUGAGUCAUGUUAUCAUACUCAUUAGAUAAAAGAUUAGUUAUGUUAUCAUAAGUUAUAUGAGGCUGAAUUCACGGAUAUAGUGGAGGUGAUGUAUAUAGAGCUGUUCAGACUGAUUAUUCAGGUCAGUGGUUCCUAAGCCAUGGGUCAGAAUCUCCAAUGAAGUAUCUAAAGGCUGACCAGAAAAUGAUAUCAAUAUUUUUCUAUUUCGAAUGAUUCUUGGCCAUUAUUCGAUAUAGAUCAACAUGGAAGUUAUUGUAGAUGUUGCUUGGAGCAAAUAACUCUUUUUAUAUAGAUUGAUGAAAUAUGUUGAUAGAAUAUUGCUACUUCUGUUGAGAUCUACUGCUAAAUCAGUACUGCUGGAUUUCUUCUGUCAACAUUUUUCAUGGACUUACUUAGUUAUCUACCCACAAUGCUGUGAUAGGUCAGUUGUUUCAAGUGUCAAUGUCUAAGGGCACAGUCACACAUACAAGAUUGUAGCAGAGGCAAAACUUUGCCUCCUGUUCACUUACAAUCUGUGUGAGCGACGAGGCUAAUACAACAAUUGCUUCCUGUGGCAAAGCAAAUCCACAGUGUGGCUUUAUGUGAGAUUUAACUUUAAUGAAGUUUGACCCACACCAUUUGCCAUGUGUGACUGCGCUCUAAGACACCAUAUUUAUUUUCACACACCAGGUGGAAAAAAAGGCCUGCCACUACCCUGCCUCUGAUUGGCAAGUAGUUGUUAUCUUCAUUGGUUGGGUUGGAUUGGUUUAGGUAUGAAGAUUGUUUAGGGUUACUGAAAGAGAAUCAGGGUAAAUCAAUCAGAGGUUGGGUGGGGUAGGGUAGUUGGCCAUCUCUGGUGGGAAGUUAUUGGGGGUCACAAAGGGGCCACAAAACAAAAAAGGAACCACUGGUAUAGAAUGAUCGACAAGAAUAAAGCCCAGUUGGGAGUUUUCUCCCCCCUAUUACUUAUUUUGAAAUGGAAGCUAUCUUUUGAUCCUCCUCACUGAGUGUGUGACCGGUCAUGAUGUUUGUUGUUUUUAACUGAAACUGCUUCUCAGCGGUGACAAGGGUCUUGUUUGUUUUUCAUUCUUUUUAUUAGUUUAUGAGUUGUACACUAUUUUGUACAUCUGCAUUGCUUGAACAAUAAUGAAAACUGACAAAGGGGCAGGUUUGACAAAAAACCGGAUGAACAGGCACUCGUGCUCUUGUAUGAUGACUAAUUAUCAGUAACAGAUAUGACAAUAAUCUAUGAGUAUAGUACUCUUACUCUAAGAGUAGCUCUGGGUGUCACUGACACUAGAACAAGCUCAGUCCACAGCCUUGGGGUGGGCAGUUAAAUCAAAUCUAUUAGACAGGAUGGCUGCCCUCACAAACCUUUGGUGUUUAUUGAAUUUAUAAGAAAGGCAUGCUUUCUUGUGCAUGUGGCUCCCAGAACAGGCCUUAUUUGUCCACAUCUGACAUUCUUGUUUUUUCCUUCUUUUCUCUUCCUUUUCCCUUCCUGAGAAAGUUGACAGAGCAGUAGAAGCCUCCCUCGAGGGGGCAAGGACUUUACUUCCUGCCAGCUUAUAAAAUCAAACUGAACAAAGACAUUAUUUGUAGUAAAAUCCAAUUUUUUCCCUCUUAUAUUGCUUCCUUGUGUGAUUAAAACAAACUGGUACUACUGCCAUUCAAAUAAAACUACAUCAGCAAAUUGAUUUGCAGUGGGGGGAAGAACAUCCGCAGUAGCAGAAGGUUGACUGUAACCCAGUUUUGGUCAUGAAAUCGUAUUCUCAGAGGGGCAGUUGGGCUUUUCCCUUUCUUCCUUGUGCAGUGCAGGGAGCCACUGCAGAAGAUGGUGUUGAAUAUUAAUCACAACAAGAGAAGGGAAGCCCCCUUUUCAACUGUCCUUGGUCUUUGAGGCUGUUAUCAUGCAGCAAACUAAAGGAGUUAAUACAAAUGGAAGAGAAAUAUUAUCCUCCUCUCUUUGUUAUGAUGUCAUGAUAAUAAUGAUGCCCCUCUCCAACCUGCACAUAUUGCAUCUUUCUCUGCUGGGUUGCAGGAGUCUCCUCUUGUGGCUAAGUGGACUCUAGGGCAGAAGCUGCAUUCCUCAUUACGGGAACAGUGACUGAGAUGAAAAGAGGUGAACACAAAUAAGGCAUAAAGAGGAUAGUGUUUUUUUUCAAUGAACAAUUUUGUGCAUUUGUAUCCUUUUUAUAUUGGCACUAAUCAGCUGUAAAGAAAUAAAAUAUCAGUAAUUCCCCUCUCGGUUAUGACAGCCCUAAUGCUUCCUUGUUGAUAGUAAUAACUCAGCGCAAUGUGACAGUUCUGGGAAAAGAGGAAGACAGCUGUGUUUCCUAUAGAUCAUAAGUCAAAAUGUGUCAGAGCUGAGUCAGUGGGAUGUGACGACCGCACAGCAACCCUAACAAUUCAAUGAAAAUGGCCAUAAAGGUUGAUUAUCCAUCGGUACACAUGUACAAAGAUUCGAUUUUGAUGUGUAUUAAAGCACAAUGUCACAGGACCUAUAGACUAAAUCAAUGUCCUUCAUUAGAUUUAGGCAGAUACUGUGUAACUGGAAACACUGUGGUAAAUGGUGUUUGUAUACUAACCAGUAGCCUGUCAAAUGCUUUGAUGCAUAGCUGUGUGUAGGUCUGCAUGAGAGAUCAACAUUUUAGUAAAAAUCUUUGUUAAAAAUGUUUUCUCAGACUCACUAUACAAAACGAUUAUGUCUAUAGUUGACGGUCAUUUGUUUUAAGGCAGAGUUGGAAACAUUGGUAUGACUAGAGGUUUUGUAUUUUGUGGAAUCACAACUUUAAAGAUUUUGUGAGAUUUAUCUCUUUAAAGGUAGAAGUAUUUCUGUAUUCCUUGCUUGUUAGUAAAAUGCUUCAUUUCUCAAAGAAAAAAAAGGCUGGCUUUCUUAACCACUUUGCUUUUGUUGAUCCAAAUCUAUUGAGCCUUGAGGGACCAAGUCAUAAAAAAGUGUU
Paralichthys olivaceus (Japanese flounder) is the source of this 6759-nucleotide messenger RNA. RefSeq names its product CACN subunit beta associated regulatory protein b (gene cbarpb). Lineage: Eukaryota; Metazoa; Chordata; Actinopteri; Pleuronectiformes; Paralichthyidae. Gene Ontology annotation, biological process: negative regulation of voltage-gated calcium channel activity; negative regulation of calcium ion-dependent exocytosis. Gene Ontology annotation, cellular component: plasma membrane; secretory granule. The record is from RefSeq and is a predicted model, not a curated record. Gene Ontology annotation, molecular function: transmembrane transporter binding.